This is a messenger RNA of Silurus meridionalis, 8226 nucleotides long. RefSeq names its product Fc receptor-like protein 3. The coding region runs from base 99 to 1442 and encodes 447 amino acids. The transcript is spliced from 8 exons. NCBI's taxonomy places the organism in Eukaryota, Metazoa, Chordata, Actinopteri, Siluriformes, Siluridae. The record is from RefSeq and is a predicted model, not a curated record. Gene Ontology annotation, molecular function: transmembrane signaling receptor activity. Gene Ontology annotation, biological process: cell surface receptor signaling pathway.
UCUUUAUGCUUGUACACAGGAAGUGGUUAAGCUGUACCACACACCACAGCUCAUUGACUCAGUUAGUCAGUCAGUCAGUCAGUCGUUAGAGGGACAGGAUGAAGUGCAGUCCACUCCUUGUAAUGUUCUUGCUGAUCGUGUGUAUACGAGUGCCACGUGUCCGAGGGAAAUCGAAAGCUGUGGUUUUGAUAAAGCCUGAUACACAUGUGUUCAGAGGAGAGAGAGUCCGUUUUAGAUGUGACAUAAAGGAAAGAGAAGACAUUGAGUGGACCUACAGCUGGUAUAAGAAUAAUAAGACACUCCACACAGAGGAAAAAAACCAGAUCUUUACAGACAGCACAAUGCAGGAGUUCGGCAUCAGUUCUAUAAAGGACUCGGACAAUGGGAGCUACGCCUGCAGAGGACACCGGAAUGACUCUCAGACUUCAGAUGUCAGUGAUGAUGUUAUACUGACCGUAUCAGAGAAAGCACAUGUAAUACUGAGAGUAUCUCCACAGAGCUGGCUGACCGAAGGAGAUUCUGUGACUCUUAGCUGUGAGGUUAGAAACUCCUCUCUAGGCUGGACAUUCAGCUGGUACACAGCCGUUCCUUACAGACAAAUACGAAACAGUCGUGGUGAUAUUGUUUAUGGAAACUUAUAUACACUCAGUCCUGCUACUCUCAACCACACUGGAGUUUAUGUGUGCGAAUCAAAGAGAGGAGAUUCAAGCUAUUACAGAAGUUCCAGCAACCAACAGCCAAUAUGGAUCACUGGUAAAUCUCCUCCAGUCUCUCUGAUCAUCAAACCCAACAGAGCUCAACACUUUACAAAAGGCUCCCUCUCACUAAGGUGUGAGGACCUGAGUAACUCUACUAGAUGGACCGUGGGACGGUACACACAGAGAGAGGCGGAGCCAGACUGUGUAUGGUGGGGAUUAGUUACAGAAUCUACUUGUAAAAUCAACUCCCUCUCCACAUCCGACUCUGGAGUGUACUGGUGCGAGUCUGAGUCUGGAGGCAUCAGUAAUCCUGUUAACAUCACAGUGCAUGAUGGUGAUGUGAUCCUGGACAGUCCUGUCCAAUCUGUAAAUGAGGGACAUAAUAUAAUUCUUUACUGCUUAUAUCGUAACACAAACUCCCUAAACCAACAAGCUGAUAUCUAUAAAGAUGGAUCAGUCCUCCAGAACCAGAUUACAGGCGAGGUGAUCGUCUAUAAUGUCUCAGAGUCAGAUGAAGGUAUCUACCACUGUAAACACCCAGACAGAGGAGAGUCUCCAAAAAGCUGGGUCUCAGUCAGACGUCUAUCACAUGUACAAGCUCCAUUCUCAGUCCUCAUGCUGAUCAAUAACAUAGUGAAAGGCUCUCUGUAUCUGCUGGUCACCAUCAUUCUGCUGGUCAAAUGUUACAAAGCUCGGGGUCACAGUAAUGAAGACAGGAUGGAGAACAGAGUCGAAGAGGACUGAUUUCAGCUAAUACUGAUCACUGAUCUUUGUCAUGUUAGCAUCAAAGGAGCUUAGCAUUUGUACACACUUCCUUGUUCUAACUGGAUUUGUUCAGCCUGUGAGCGUUCCUUACGAGGUGAACGUUAACGAGCAUGUAGUGUGGAAUGAAGCUGACGUGCUGCUAAUGCUAACUGCUAAGUAGUAGUUAGCAAAGUGACUGACUCUCCUUAUUGCCUCAAGGUACUGAGGCUUAAUGAAACUUAAUGGAACUCCACAUAUUCUAGAGGUUAUUAGAACAGCAAAAGAGCCCCGAAUGUGGAAUGGCAUGUUCACUUGGUCCACAAACUUAUGUCCAUAGAGUGUUAGCUGGGAUACUGACUUUGUGCUUUCAAACUAUUUGAUAGGUUGAUGUAUUGGACUGAUGCAUUGCUGUUGAUAUCCGCCAUAAUUGAUUCUUAAAAUAGCAGGCUCCUCACAUUAAUCUUCAGUUGCCAGGCACCGUGGAAUGCUUUGACAGGAAACCUUCUAUAGAACCCACUGAUUUAUAAUACAACUGUUCCUUUUGUACCUCACCAACAGGGUAAUAAUAAUAACAUCAUUAGAUGUGGUCAGACCAUGGUUGUUUAUCUCUAUGUGCACUUUUAGGCAGUGAUAAAUGAUUUCAUGCAGACAAUAUGGGCUUACCAUGAAGAUCCAACGAUCAUUUAGACCUCAUGCUCAUUAAUAUGCUAAUCAAACAACUGGAUACUUUUUUACUUUUUUACUUAGAUAAAAAUAAAUGAAUAAAAAAAAAAUAAUCUCUGAUGGAAUGGGGUGCAUUAGUGCAUACAGAAUGGGCAGACUGCACAUCUGGAAAGUAUCUAUCAAUUCUAAAAGGUAUAUACAGGUCUAGAGCAACAAAUGCUUCCGUCCAGAUGGCUUUUUUAAGUGCAGGCCUUUAGUAUAACUUCAUAGUAAAAGAGUCCAGGUGCUGAACUGGCCUGCCUGCAUUCCAGAUCUUUUACCAUUAAAAAACAUUAGUACAUCAUGAAACAAAAAAUACAACAAAGGAAACCCAGGACUGUUGAGCAGUUUGACAUUAAUGGGACAACAUUACUCUUUCAACUGGUUCCUGUAGUUCCCAGACAUUUAUUACAUUUAGGCUGUUGUUGAAAGGAAAUUGGAUGCUAUACAAUGGUAAACAUGACCCUGUCCCAAAUUUUCUGAGACAAUUUCUGGCCAAUAAAUUAAAAAUUACCUUAUUUUUUUUCCAAAGUUUUUUUCCCCCACAAUUUAAGCUUUUGAUAUGUUUUCUAUCUUUGAUUGUAAAUAAAAUAUGAGUUUGUCUGCUUGAAGCAUGAGCAUAUAAUAAACUGUUCAUUCAAUUAUUUUUUUUUGGUGUGAACUUUUCUCUUUUUGGAUAUUUUGCAAUUGAUUAUUGAUAUUUCUAAUCUUUGUUAGUUGAAAAAAAGGUUGUAAACACUGCACUCUAGUGGCGUCACUUCGUGGGUGCAUUGUGGGUGAUGUAGUUUAUGGACAAUGUACUCUUUAAAUCAGCAUAGACCUUAUUUGAGACAAUCAGGCACAUUUAAAGCUCCAACAUGUCUUGAGUUUGAUAAAUGUGCCUUAGGGCAUCCUUGUGAUAAGUCUUUCCCAGAUAAGCCACACCCACAUGAAAAGAAAAAAUAUAUAUAAGCUUGUAUGUAAUGUAAUUUACAGACCAGGCCACCUUUUUCAAAUUGCUUUAUGGAUCAGUUUUGGUGUCCAUUGUAGGUAAGGUGUACAGGAGUUAACAUGGGCUACAUGGCUUCAUACACAGCAAACUCUGAUGCUCUGUCCUGAUUUAUUUUUAUCAGAGCCAACAUCAACAUUUUCAACUGAUUUACUCUGUAGGAUUGGACCAGAGAUUCUAGCCUUCACUUCUCUGGUUCUCCAGGUGUUCUUGUUGGAGCACUUUUGGUAGAUAUAAAUCACUGCAUAUUGGAAUAAACCUCAAAAGACAAAAGUCUUUGGAGCACCAUUGACAAGGUUCAAAUUAUGAUGUCUAGACGGCUGGACAGUCACAUUAUAUUGUCUAGACUUGCAGACAUCAUAAUUCUGCAAUAGCUGCUCUUAUACUCACAGUUAGAAGGUUAUUAAGGUAACCUGAUUAAGUUAUUAUUAUCAGGGUGGGCUGGGUCUAGUGGGUCUACUGUAGUGGGUUGGGUCUACUGUAGUGAUGCACCCAGGAGCGUUCUCUUUGUUGUUGUUGAUUAUUAUUGUGUUUUAUUGAACAGAUCCAACGAUUAGAACAAACCUAUACAGUAAUGCGUGUGCGUGUUUUUCAGCGGUUCAGUGUAGUUCUGCAGCCCAGGUCAUUUACACACAAAAAUUAAAUAAAACAAACAAACAAACAAAGAUGAAAAACAAAACCCUUUGAAACAUUUUUCCAUCUGAAAACCAAAAACCUUGUUUCUUUUCCUCCAGCAAGCACACAACGUCCUUCUUUCAGCUCUGAACUACUGUUAAGUCAAAUAUGUGCAUAAAGAGGUACCAAAAAAAAAAAUGUUUCUCCUUCAAAAUGUAUCCCUUUUUCUAGCAUCACGUUGGGGCUGAAACACGAACCCCGAGAUGGUAUGAAGUAGAGUUUUGGAAGAAAAAUCCAAGCAGGUUCAGAAUAGUGAAGGAAAAGCUGACCUCGGUUCUUGCAUUGUAAUUCAAACUAAAUUGCUCAUUUGACGAAGAAAAAAAAAAAAAUCUGAAUCCAGUGACGAGCUCUAAGAAAAAGUAGUUCCUGUAGUUUAUCCAAGUUUCUGGAAUUGAUUUGUAGAAAUUCCCCCAAAUGAACGAGCGAAUAAUACGCCGUUGCAUACGGAGCGGAGGAGUUCAGCGAAUUAACAUUAUCACAUGUGAAACUUUUGGACGUAGCGAGAUGAAGAAAUGUCAGCGCUCACCCAGGUAGAUACUCGAGCUACGUGCAGUUACAGCAUACAAACAUGGAGGACACGGACUCCAACUCCCAGCAAACACUUUCCUGCUUAAACUCUCGUAAGUAGUUGGUAUAUUGAUACAUUCAGAGGAGGCUUUGUGUUCUGGUGUGUAUCGAUAAGUUCAGGAGUCUGUGACAUGUUUCAGACUCUCCAUCGAGCAACUCCAAGGCUCCACCAACAUCCAGGCUAUAGAUGAAGGACCUUUUAGGGACGGGAGGAGUGCACUGAGCAGUCAUGUGACAGGAAGUAAAAAUGGUCCAUGGGUGUCAAUGAAAGCGUGAGUGCUGUGGAUGUCUCGUCAUUCUGAGCCAUUGCCAUAGAUGAAGGACCUAUUAGGGAUGAGAUGAUCAUGAGAUCCCACAAAACCUCCCCAUGGUUGAAGUUCAUGUCCUCCAUAACUAUGGAGCUGACGCUGGAGCUGGUCUACCUGACUGAGAGCUGACAUGGAGCUACAUUAAAGACCAGUGUGAGAAAUAAUGUUCAGAAUUGAAGCCAUGUUGGCCUUUAGGGAAUGUCCUGAAGCUCCGCCCACUUCCGAAAGGCGAUCAGGAAACUGCACGAUUUGGCCUUUUGUGUAAAAACUGUAUCUGCGGAAGGAACUAUGUACAAAUAGAGGUUCUAUACACACACACACACACACACACACACACACACACACACUAACUUUUAUAUACACAAGCCUAUUAAAAUGGUAAUUCUCUUCACAUAUUGCACAAUAAAAUCUCUGCAUCUAGAACAAAGAUCACACCUACAAAAUUCCAAUCCUCCAGUAAAUUAUGGACUGAGCUGUAGAUCAUCAGGUUGCUACGGGUUAAUUCCAUUUCGUUUCAUCGUUCUUUUCAGCUUUUCCUGACACUGAGACAAAUGUAAAUGAUAUUAAAUAAAAAAGAUACAUUGCAGAGCGAAAUAUAUUCAAACACCCAACCUUUCCACCCACAUGUGGUUCUUCAUCAAAACUUUUCCAAAAAAGUCAGAGGAACAGAGUUGUAUCGGACGUCUUUGGAUGCGGUGGCAAGAAAUUUCCCCUUCACUUGAACGAGGAGGCCCAAACCUGUUCCAGCAUGACAAUUUAAACCCUGUGCACAAAGCCAGCUCCAUGAGGAUCUGCUUUCCAUGAGUUGGAAGUGUGUGGAAGAUCAUCUGCUGUAGAUCUAUAAACCCUAUUGAGAUGAAUGUGAACGCUGAUUGCACACCCAAAAUCGAGUGGGACAUUUUCCCAAAAGAGUGGAGCUUAUUGUAACAGAAAUGUGGAAUGGGAUGUUCAAAAAAGAACAUAGCAAACGUAUCGUUGGGUGUCGACAAAGUUAUUGGCAUAAAAUGUAUCUUUUUUUUACGGUGUUUUGUUAUAGUUCCCGCAAUAAAAUAAAACAGAUAACAAAAAAAGAACAAACACACAAAAAUAUAUGUUUUGUGAACACCCCCCACCACACACACGCACACGCACACACAGACAUAACAAUACAACAGACCACAAACAUAAAUACAAUGUUUUGUGAGAGCUUCAAGUUUUAGUUCUAUAAAGCAAAAAACAAACAUGUAUUUUUGUACACAAGCAAAUACACAGAGACUAAACAAACAAACAAAAACCUCUGUAUAUGGCAUGGAAUGGCUUUUUGUUAAAGUCCCCACAAAACAAACAAAAAAAUUAAAAGAUAAUAACUUCCGUUUUUGUUAUUGUUCAAACCCCAUCCCCAAACAAACAAACAAACAAACAAACAAACAAACAAAAACAAUCAUAAUAUGUCUUGUAGUGCUCCAGUUCUCUAACAUUUAUAUGCAAAAACGAAGAAAUAAGUGAACAAAUAAGGGUUGUGGUGUUGUUCUUGAAGGUUCUAUCACAAACAGGAACAAACCAACCAAACAAUCAAAUAAGCAAACAACCAUUCAAACAAACAAUCGAAUAAUCAAACAAACAAACAAUUAAUUAACAAACCAAAAACACUUACCCAUAACCAACCAAACGAAUAGCCAAUCAACCACACAAACAAACAAACAAACAACUAUUUAACCAAACAAAUAUACAAAGAACCACCAACAAACAAACCAACAACUGACCAAGCAAACAAACAGCCAACCAAAAAAAAAACCAAAUAGCCAACUAUAGAAUCAAGCAACCAAACAACUAAACAAACAAACAACUAAACAAAUAAUAAACAAUAAACAGCUGAUCAAACAAUUAACCAAUUAAAAAUUAAUCAAGCAAAUAAAUAACCAAUUAACUAACAAACCAAACAAACAAAUAACCAACUAACUAAAUAAACAAACAACAAAUAAUUAUGACACAAAUAGCCAAGCAACUAAACAAAUAAACAAAAAUUAAAUGUCUCAUGAUUUUUGUUUCAAAAGAAAAGCGAAAAAAUCUUUGAUCAUUGUUGUUGUUGGUGUAAAAAUAAACAAUCAAUAACACAAACAAACAAACAAACAAACAAACAAACAAACAGUGAGUGUUUGUUUGUUUGGAGGGAUUUUUGUUAGCUCCGUGUGAACGAGCUAACAAAACUAAAUGAACGAACAGGCUGAAAACCAAACAACCAAAAACAACCCAAAGCUAAUUUCGUUUAUGAAGCUUUUUUUUGUUUAUAGUUCCAUAUGAAGCCAUCCAACAAACAAACAAACAAAAACAGCUUGUGAGUUUUUUUUUGUUCUAGCAUUAUAAAGUUUAUACAUAAAAGAAAACAAAUAAAAAAACAAACAAAUGUGAGAGGUUUUUGUAUAGUCGUCUCCCUAAACAAAGACCAAAAACAAGAACAAACAGACAAACAAAUACUACUUUUAUAUGUCUUGGGGCAGAUUGUAGUUAGUGUUGCAAAACAAAGCAAACAAAUGACCGAACAAAGAAACAAACAAAAUGGUUUUGUGAGCGCUUUUGGCUUUAGUCCCCGUCCUGCUUCCAUCAUCUGAAAAAUCUUUAAAAAAAUUCCCACAAACAAACAAAACACAAACCCUGCUGCAUUUCUCCUGAAUAGAACAAUCUACACGGUUUGGCCAAAAGUAUUGGGACACCCACCAUUCCAGCCUUAUAUGGUUCUUCCCUCAAAAUCGUCCAGGACGUCUUUGGAUGCCUGAAAUUUUGCCUUCACUUAAACUAGGAGACCCUGUUCCAGUGAAACAAUGCAAACCCUGUGCACAAAACCAGCUCCAUGAAGAUCUGCUUUCAAUGGGUCUGUGUGGAAAAUUUGAGCUAUAAACCAUGAGAUGAAUCUAAACGCUGACAGAACCCCAGGCCUCCUUACUUCAUCUCACCUCCAUCAGUACCUAACUUUACCAACACCCUCGUCUCAGAAUGAGCAUAGAUCUCGACAAAAUCUAGAGGAACAUCUUCCCAGAAGAGUGGAGGCUAUAAGAGCAGGGAAUGGAGACUCAUUGUGGAAUGAGAUGUUCAAAAAAAAGCACAUAGCAAUCUUAUGGUCAGGUGUCCACAAACUUUUGGCCAUGCAGUGUAAGUGAGGAAGAUCUUUCCAUCCGUUUGUGGACAGAAUCGCGUGAAACGUUAUUGCAUCAGAAGCUGAGAAUGUGGAUGAAAGGAGAAAGAAGUGACAGACAGAGGAAUUUAUUGUCUAGGGUUCCCUUUGGCUGUACGUAUAAACAUGGCUACUUCUGAACAUCAUUCACACACACACACACACACACACACACACACACACACACACACACACACAUACAAACCACCAUCACCACCACAGACAUCUAAAAAAAGGUGACCUCUGGGUUCCGUAGUGGACUCUCUGAGACAGCCAAUCAGAGUGCACUGAGCAGUCAUGUGACAGGAAGUAAAAAUGGUCCCUGGGCGUCAGUAAAAGCGUGAGUGUUGUGGACGUCUCGUUGUCCCAGGAGACAGGAAGGAGGGAGAAAAGGGA